CUUAUUUAGUUGUUACGCGUGCAUCUUUCAGCAAAGGAGUGCAUCGGUCGCUGUCGCUUCUGUGGCAAUUUGGGACCAUAUUUUCCGUGUCUUUUGUUAUUUGCAGAUCAUUAAACUAAAUUUAACAAGUCGGAUAGACAGCAGAGGUGUUUGAACAGUAGCACAAUGGACGACGAGCCAGAGAGAGCUAAACGAUGGGAAGGGGGUUACGAACGAACCUGGGAGGUUCUCAAAGAGGACGAGUCAGGAUCUCUGAAGGCUACUGUAGAAGACAUCCUCUUCCAGACCAAAAGGAAAAGAGUCAUCGAAAGCCAUGGGCAAGUCCGGCUUGGGAUGAUGCGUCACAUGUUUGUUGUGGUGGACACCUCACGAACCAUGGAUGACCACGACUUAAAACCGAACCGCCUCACCUCCACUCUCAAGCUCCUGGAGUUUUUUGUGGACGAGUACUUUGACCAGAACCCAAUUAGUCAGAUAGGCUUCAUAACCACUAAAAACAAGAGGGCCGAUAAACUGACAGAACUCGCAGGCAAUCCCAAGAAGCAUAUCAAUGCCCUGAAGAAAACGAAGGACACGACGUGUCUGGGAGAGCCCUCUCUCUACAACGCCAUGAACCUUGCCAUGCAGACUCUCAAGCACAUGCCAGGGCACACUAGCAGAGAGGUGCUGAUCAUAAUGAGCAGCUUAACGACAUGUGACCCUGCCAACAUCUAUGAACUCAUAAAGACUCUGAAGGAGCUGAAGAUCCGUGUGUCAGUGAUAGGUCUGUCUGCAGAGGUGCGCGUCUGCACCUUCAUCACCAGGGAGACUGGAGGCACCUAUAACGUGAUCCUGGAUGAGAGCCACUUCCGGGAGCUGUUGAUGUCGCACGUCAAGCCUCCCCCUGCCAGCUGUUCAUCAGAGUGCUCCCUCAUACGCAUGGGUUUCCCACAGCACAUCAUCUCCUCCAUGACAGAUCAAGAUGCCAAGCCAUCCUUCAGCAUGGCGCAUCUGGAGACUACAGAGGGAGGGGCUGAGCUGAGUCUUGGAGGAUACUACUGCCCUCAGUGCAGAGCCAAGUACACUGAACUACCUGUGGAGUGCAAAGUCUGUGGUCUGACGUUGGUAUCUGCUCCUCACCUGGCCAGGUCCUUCCACCACCUCUUCCCCCUCGAUGCCUUCCAGGAGAACCCCCGAGAGGAGCACACAGGAGACAGGUUCUGCCAAGCCUGUCAAGGGGAACUUAAAGAUCAAAGCGUGUUCACUUGCCCUGUGUGUCGGAGUGCUUUCUGUGUGGAGUGUGACCUGUUUAUCCACGACACCCUGCACUGCUGUCCCGCCUGCAUACACAACCAGGGAGCGUCCUGAUGGCUGCUCAUCUCAGUGAAGAGUGUGAUCGAGUGAGCGCUCAGUAUGGGUGCUACAGGACUGGCCAUUUGAAUGAGAGAGAAGUCAAACACCCGGGCGUCAAAGCCUGACAAGAACAGAUGCACGAGUCACCGUGGAAACGUCAAAUACGUGGCUCUGGGGAAUGAGAAAGUUAUGUACUUCUGUGAGCAGGACACUGGCCUCCCUCUACUUAUGUGUCUGCUCUUAUAUGUGGUGCCAAUUUGUUCUCAAUAAGAAGAA
Messenger RNA from Engraulis encrasicolus (European anchovy), 1608 nucleotides. RefSeq names its product general transcription factor IIH, polypeptide 2 (gene gtf2h2). Gene Ontology annotation, cellular component: transcription factor TFIIH holo complex; transcription factor TFIIH core complex. The record is from RefSeq and is a predicted model, not a curated record. The transcript has 16 exons. The coding region runs from base 166 to 1347 and encodes 393 amino acids. NCBI's taxonomy places the organism in Eukaryota, Metazoa, Chordata, Actinopteri, Clupeiformes, Engraulidae. Gene Ontology annotation, biological process: nucleotide-excision repair; DNA-templated transcription; regulation of transcription by RNA polymerase II. Gene Ontology annotation, molecular function: zinc ion binding.